AUGGGUAAUUCACCGCCACAGCGGCACGGUCCUCAGCCUCAUGGUCAUCAAGAGAUACACAAUCCAGAGACCUACGUUAUGAUAGCCAAUCUAAAAAAUAAGGUUGAAAAUUUGGAAAUGCGCAAUAAAGGUCUAAAGAGAAUCUACAACAAAAGUAAAAGAACUGUGGCCACUCUAACUCAAGAGAUAGAACUUCUGAAGAUGCAAAUUGAUCAAAAUCGACGGCCCGAAAUUCAUCAAACCACCAGAGAGUUUAUCGCUGAAAAUGACGCUUACGAACAAGAGGAACGCCAGCUUGAGGCAGAAUUUCAAGCAACCAUUCGAGCCACGCAGGCGAAUGCCGGUGCUAUAAUCCAGGCGCGAAUAAAUUUGGACAAGUUCGAAAACUGCGUUAUUUGCACACGUCAAUACGAUAAUCAGGGUCAUCAUCGUGUCGUCCUUCGCCCCUGUGGCCAUAUUGUCGGAGAACGAUGUUUCCUAAACUGGGGAGGAGACAAAUGUCCCUACCAAUGUGAGUUUGUUGGAGGUCAUCAAAGAAUUUAUGUCGGAGUGUGA
Messenger RNA from Oikopleura dioica, 555 nucleotides. The record is from the annotation of a GenBank genome assembly. NCBI's taxonomy places the organism in Eukaryota, Metazoa, Chordata, Appendicularia, Copelata, Oikopleuridae.